CAAACCCCUCUCCCCUCUUUGAGAAAAAAAAGGGAAAAAACCCUCUCCGCUCUCCAUAUCACAUAUUAGGGUUUUGUCCUUUUGGUGUUCACAUUUCACAUAGCUUACUGAACCAUACACAGCACGCACGCAAAUCAGCGAGAUGUGGAGAUCCAUUGCUGCCAAAUCCCAACAAUUAGUGCGGAAUUUGGGUGCAACGAGGAACCACGACAAGGUAAGGGUUUCCUUGCUUCCUUAUACAAACUGUAGAUUUCUUGCGCACUCGUCCGUGAACAUCGAAGAAUUCCCGUCCGUAAACGAUUCUUCAGCAGUUUUAAAGGAAAAUAGCGACACCCAAUUCCAGAGUUUUGCUUCUGAAGGGGAUAUUGGUGGUAUAACAGAGCAGUUUUCACAAGCUUUAGGUGAAAAUGGCAACUGCCAGAUAGAGAAUUUUGCUCCUGAGAGUGCUGACAUUGGCACGCUAGAUCAGCUCUCCGGAGGUUUAGUCGAGGAAGGUGAGGGGGGAAAAGAAGAGGGAGGGGCUUAUAAGAUAGACUCGGAGAAAUUAGAGGAUGUACUGUCUUUGUUACAGAGCAGUUUUGAUGAAUCCUUAGAAUCAAAUCUUGAUAGUUUGGGUUUGGAUUUACACGAGGAGUUUGUAGUGAAAGUGCUAGAAACCCCACUUGUUUUAGGUGAUAAUUUGAUCAGGUUUUUCAAGUGGGCGAUUCAGGAGCCAGAUGUCAAUGUGACUACCCAUGUAAUUGAUGUGCUUGUUCAAGCUAUCUGUAGUGACCUUAGAAAGAAAGAUGCAUAUGCGAUGUGGGAUUUAGUUAGAGAGGUUGCGGAGAAGCGUAAUGUUGUGCUGAAUUUGGAGAUUCUUAAUCGGUUGAUUGCUUUGUUUUCAAAGCUGGGAAAAGGGAAGGCGGCUUUAGAGGUUUUCAACAAGUUUGGGGACUUUGGGUGUGUCCCGGAUUCAGAGACCUACUAUUAUACAAUUGAAGCCCUUAGUAGGCGAUCCUUUUUUGACUGGGCUUGGUCUGUUUGUGAGCAGAUGAUCAAUGCAGAAGCCCUACCUGACAGUGAGAAAGUUGGUAAGAUUAUCAAAUGGUUUUGUAAAGGGAGCAGGGCAAGUGAUGCUCAUAUGGUUUAUAUGCUGGCAAAGGAGAAAAACAAGUAUCCACCUCAGUCUGCAGUCAAUUUUUUGAUCAGUUUGCUCUCCCAGAAAGAUGAAACAGUCAAAUUGUCUUUGAAUAUGUUGGAUUCAUUCUCUGGAGAAACACGGAAGUAUGCAAUCAAGCCCUUCUCAUCUGUUAUUCGCAGUUUGUGUAGGAUCAAAGAUUUUGAUGGAGUAAAAGUGUUACUAACUAAGAUGAUUGAUGAGGGACCGCCUCCUGGAAAUGCUGUUUUCAAUUCUAUUAUCAAUGGAUAUUCCAAGUGUGGAGAUAUGAAAGAGGCAAUAGAGAUGAAAAAUUUGAUGGAAAGGAGGGGACUGAAACCGGAUCUUUUCACUUAUACAGUUAUUAUGAGUGGUUAUGCAAGUAGUGGUCAGAUGGAAGAGGCUUGCAAAAUACUGUCUGAAGCCAAAAAGAAGCACUCUAAGUUGAGUCCCGUGACUUACCAUACACUUAUUCGAGGGUAUUGCAAACUUGAACAGUUUGACAAGGCUUUGGAGUUAUUAGCAGAGAUGAAGGACUUUGGGGUCCAACCUAAUGUAGAUGAGUACAAUAAGUUGAUCCAAUCCCUAUGCUUAAAGGCCUUAGAUUGGGAAACAGCAGAGAAGCUGAUGGAGAAAAUGGAGGAUGGCCGUAAUCUAAAUGGGAUCACAAGAGGCCUUAUAAGGGCAGUCAAGGAGCUGGAGGGGGAGGGGUUUGAGAAAGAAGCAAGUGUUGACGCCUGAAUCAUUUCUUGUUUGCAGCUUGAGAUGAUAAACUGGGCGUAUUGGUUAUCAAGCCCCAUAAUCAAUUUUACGGACUCCAAGUUAAGUAGAUUGACCAAAGAUGAUUUGGUUCGACUUGAUAUUCGUGGGUCUAAUGAUUUUCAACUGAGCAGCACAGCGAACCAACGACUUGAAAGCAGAUUUCUAACCGCCGAUUCUUAUUAUUUUUGGUGAAUAAACGAAAUUUAGCAGUACAAUUUCACAAUUUCUGGUCACUUAGUACUGCUAUGUUAUGUGUGCGGUGUGCUCCGGUUCAGGCGCUCAUGCAAACCGCUAAAACUACGGGUUGAAUUCGGGGCUAGGGUUCACAAUCAGAAGGGGUUCGGUUCAUCAUGGUUUUAGUACAAUUUCAAUUUUAAUUUUGGUUUGAUUCUGAUUUAAGCAAUUUGAUAGUUAAAAUAAAUUUAAAUUAAACUAGCGAUUCAAUUUUAU
This is a messenger RNA of Manihot esculenta (cassava), 2347 nucleotides long. RefSeq names its product pentatricopeptide repeat-containing protein At3g02650, mitochondrial. The transcript has 2 exons. The record is from RefSeq and is a predicted model, not a curated record. Lineage: Eukaryota; Viridiplantae; Streptophyta; Magnoliopsida; Malpighiales; Euphorbiaceae. Gene Ontology annotation, molecular function: protein binding. Bases 143 to 1876 code for a protein of 577 amino acids.